AUGGCGAAGACUCUAUGGGAUUACGUUCGCGAUGCCUGCGGACAGUGCAACAUCAGCAUUCCAAGUGACAAGCUCCCCUUCAACAACAACCAAGAUAUGAAAUCUUCCAUCAUUGAUCCUGAAGGCAGGAACCGAGUUCUCUUAUUUCCAGGAGCGUUCAAUCCCGCCCACGAGGGCCACCUGCAACUUCUGCGAAGCGUUCUCAACGAUAUGAAGAAGAAUCUCAACAUCAGGGGAGUCGUCAUCUUCCCCAACGAUGACGAAAAAAUUCGCGAGAAGACAAUGGAAGAGCCGGUUGACCUCGAUUUAAACAAAUCCAAGCGCUCAGCUCUUUGGAGAAAUGCUGCUGGGUUCCCUGCAAACAACGCAUGGAUAUUCGCAGAGUCGCGCUCGGCCCUAACAAGGUUCCAGGAACAAUUGCAGGGUAACCUGACAAAAGAGAAUAUCAACCUGACGUUUUUACUUUUAGUUGGCUCAGACUGGAUAAGCACUCGGGCAGUUUACGAUCCCGGCCAGUGGAAUUGCAGCGAGACGAUUACGUCGGAUGUGUCUAGGCCUGUGGAUUUCCGGUGCGAAUAUACGCUUCGACAGAUUCCAGGCUGCUUCGAUUGGGUUCAAAGGUUUUUUGCGGAAUCUGCUCCUUGUAUUCCUUGGGAUCCUUUUCAAAUAUCAUAUGGAUCACUCGAGGUCAAUGGUUCUGUCGGAUCUCUCUCCGUACACCACCUUCUACGGCCAUUCGACCACCAACCAAGCCAGCAACUCUCAACACGACAGGAGAACACAAUGGGAUCAGGCGACAUACCGCCCCCUUCAGCGCCAGCCUGGCUCAUCCCGGCAUCCUCAGCCCUCCUCGGCGCCGGCGUCGUCUUCUGGCUCAUCUGCUACGUUCUCAUGACUAAACGCUCACUCAGCACUCGCGACACGCCCAUCCCGCUCCUCGCCCUGGGGAUCAACCUCUCAUGGGAGCUCGUGUACGCCUUCUACGUGACCGAGGAGUGGCUCGAAUUCGCCGGGUUCGUAAUGUGGCUCGCUCUCGACAUGCCUGUGCUGUACACCACCCUCAGGUACGGACGCAGGUCGAAUGCCACCUCGCCACUGGUCGCUCGCAAUGUGCCCCUGCUGUUGGGCCUAGUAUUCGCCUCUGGGCUUGUCACCAACAGCCUAUUCGCGUCGUGGUGGCUCAAGGAGCCGCAUCGCGGGUCCGGCCUCAAGUUCGGCAAGAUAUGGAAGGGUCUCGAAGCAAGAGAUACGACAGAGUUGGCCUGGUGGUCUGCUGGCGUAGCACAGAUGAUAAUGAGUGUUGGUGCAUUGGGCAUGUUGCUUCAGCGAGGGCAUUCCGGUGGUCAGAGCUAUGCGAUAUGGUGA
This is a messenger RNA of Metarhizium acridum CQMa 102, 1365 nucleotides long. The record is from RefSeq and is a predicted model, not a curated record. Lineage: Eukaryota; Fungi; Ascomycota; Sordariomycetes; Hypocreales; Clavicipitaceae.